Chanos chanos (milkfish) is the source of this 4506-nucleotide messenger RNA. RefSeq names its product RAD54 homolog B (gene rad54b). Gene Ontology annotation, molecular function: ATP binding; DNA translocase activity. The record is from RefSeq and is a predicted model, not a curated record. The coding region runs from base 1 to 4506 and encodes 1501 amino acids. Gene Ontology annotation, cellular component: nucleus. The transcript is spliced from 18 exons. NCBI's taxonomy places the organism in Eukaryota, Metazoa, Chordata, Actinopteri, Gonorynchiformes, Chanidae. Gene Ontology annotation, biological process: double-strand break repair via homologous recombination; reciprocal meiotic recombination.
AUGCGUAGGUCCGGAGCUCCUAGUCAACUCAUUGGCAACGCGGCAAAGAAACCCAGGUUCGUGCCUCCAGGAGCUGCACAGUCGGUAGCUUUUCCGGCGCCGAAGCCCGUUCUCGCGCAGUCACCUUCUAAAGUCACCCUCGGGAGCGCGCUUAACAAGAUCCAAAGGAGUCUGUCUGAGAAGAGAACAGAGCCUGGAGGUACUUCAGCAGCUCCAGCUGUCUGUAAAGCUUUAUCCCGGGUACUGAGUACUGUGCCCCAAGGAGAGAGUAAGGAGAACGGCCCUGAGUCAGAGGCCCUUCCCCCGACACCGGACCAGCAUCCAGGACACCCUGCGCCCGGAGGCAAAAUGUCUGCCGUGUUUAUGACUAGCAGCAUGGUUGGCAAAGCACGCUCCUCAAACUUCACCCUGUCCGAGAAACUAGACCUUCUGCGUCUGGUACAGCCGCACAUUCGCAUUUUGGAAGAGCACACCAACAAGCAUGCGGUUAUUGUGGACAAGAACCGGUGCUGGGAGAGCAUUGCAGAACGCUAUAACAGUUUAGGGGGUGAAAGACCCUCCAGGACUGCGCAGGGGUUGCGUACGCUCUAUAAGAGACUCAAAGAGAGCGCCAAACAGGAGGUGCUUCAGCGAAGCCACGCCCAACCCGAAUACCGUGGCAGCCUGUCCGAGCCAACCAAACGCAUCAUGGAGAUGAUACCUCACCUGUUUCACACGGUGGACAAAGAGCACAACGCACUGCACAGAGAAACCAUGGCGCUUCUGUCCAUUCGUGCAGAGGACGAAAUCCGCCGUCAGUUCCACGGUACCGCUCGGGAUGCGGUGAUAUAUGAGAGAAUUACAAACAAACUUAAACAACGUGGGAUUCAUAGAGAAAAGGCGCAGGUCAUCAGUAAACUUAAGUCACUGCGGAGGAAGUUCAACCAAUCGAAUGACCCCAACAACGCGGGCGGUACUGGGAGAUUCGACUGGCCGUAUUCCGAUAUGUGCCAGGCUAUCUGGGGAAGUGGCGACUCUGAACACUUGGUUGCUUUGCCCAGCAGCGCGGACUCACGUUCUUCGGACAAUAAUGCUGAGACUGAAACCGCCGAGAUUGAAGAAGUCAUCCCGAAGACCGAGGAAUGCACAGAAUACGCGCCCCAAAAUAGUGCAGAAUCCCCACAACCGCCGCCGGAAAAAAGAGCAAGAAAAGUCUCGCGGAUGGAACAAGUCGCAAAGGACAUGAAAAAAAUGUUUGCCGAAAUGGACAAAGAAUUUGAAGAGAAAGAGAACCUUCGUCUCGUGCAGCAGAGGAAACAUGAGGAACGCUUAAGAAAGGAGGCAAAGGAAGAAGAGAAAGAAGAAUGGGCCCGACAGAUGGCCUUGUUCAGAGAAACACAGCAAUCGCAGUUCGACCUUAUGAGGGAACUCUUGAAGCGCAUGACGCCGUCGGCACCACGUCUGUGUUAUCCGUCUCAGCGUAACGACGGAUCUCCAGCCGAUCACAGCCUCGGCUACAGUGCGGGCAGUAUACCAAUCACAUCCGUUCCAGACGCUUCUGAACAAGAGCAGUCGUGUAACCCUCCUUCCCCCUCUGCCAUAAAACCUACGGAGAUGCCAUACAAGAGGGAUUCUCCGAUAGAACAGCCCGGAAGCAGCUCGUCUCUCCCCGCUGUCUCUGAUUACGCUCCCGUUGCCAUGGCGGUGAGGGUGGAGGCAGAGGACGUCAAACCGCCACCGGACCUCCCGUUGCUGACGCAGCACGUUUCGCCCGUUACCAUAGAACCCGUGCGUAGCCAGCUUCCGACAGGACAGAAUGAGACUGAAAUUGAGGAAGAGGAGGAAGAAGAGGAAUUGGUUUCACAUGUUUAUGCUGCCUCCCUCUCUCCUUGCCCCUCCUCUGUGCAUCUUCCCCCGUCACCUACAGGACCCACCCGUAGGAGAAGUUUGUACCAGAGGGGCGGGGCUGUGUUCAGAAAUCCUGAUUUAGAGGCGGAGUCUUUGCAAAUGAUGAGGGAGGAGCAUGAGCUUCAGUUAGCCAAUCACAGGAAACUAGGGUUAUUUCUAGAGGAGAAAAGAGAGGGACUUAAGAGAAAGCAACAUUUGGAGGAGGAACUUUUAAGGGCCAAGGUCAAAGUGGAGAAACUGAGGGCAGCCCGACUCCCGCGGUAUUUUAGCGUUGUGUGGUGUAAAGCAUCGUCAAGGAAACAUAAACGUUGGGAGGGAGAUGCUGUCUUGAUAGCCAGAGGGCGGAGCGUCACCCUCAAAGACAUGGAGGGGCGGGACAUUGGACGAGGCUCUGGAUAUAAGGUGUCUGAGCUGGAAAGCCUUAGUGAAGGACAGUCGCUGAUGGUUGGCGGGAAACAGAUCGAGGUCAUGGGGGUGGUGUCCGAGGAGGAUUUCGCCAAGGGCCGUUGUUUCCAAGAUGUUGCCGUAGAGACUCCCGUGGCGACCGUUGCCAAGACGCCUGUCUUUAGGCCGGUGGCUAAACCCUUUGCUAGUCCGGGAUUGAAGGGAGGGGCACCCAGAGGUCCUGAACCGGAGGGGCCGGUCUGUAAACCGAAACAUGACCCCAGUGCUCCAGGAGCUCUGGUGUUGCCCAGACCUCCAGCCAAUCACCAGUGGUUAUAUAAUAAAAAUGGGCUGCCAUUGGUGGAUGUUGUUGUGGAUCCUCAUUUGACCAAUCAUCUGCGACCACACCAGAGGGAGGGCGUGAUUUUCUUGUAUGAAUGUCUCAUGGGAAUGAGGCUCCCCGGGCGUUGCGGGGCCAUCCUGGCUGAUGAGAUGGGUUUAGGGAAAACGCUGCAGUGUGUGUGUGCGCUGUGGACUCUGCUGAGGCAGGGUCCGUAUGGAGGCCGACCCCUCCUGAAGAGGGCGCUGGUCGUCUGCCCCGGCAGUCUGGUCAAAAACUGGGCUGCAGAGUUCAACAAGUGGCUGGGGAGAGAAAGGAUCGGCGUUUACACUGUCGACCAGGAGCACCGUGUGGAGGACUACGUCUCCUCCCCUGUCUGUACUGUGAUGGUCAUUAGUUAUGAAAUGUUACUGAGGUCGGUUGAGCGGGUGAAAGAACUGGAGUUUGGGGUGAUAGUGUGUGACGAAGGUCACAGACUGAAAAACAGCAACAUUAAAACAUCCAGCGCACUCACCGCUUUGGCCUGUGAACGGCGCGUCAUACUUACAGGUACACCUGUUCAGAAUGAUCUACAGGAGUUCUACUCCAUCGUUGAGUUUGUGAAUCCAGGGAUUCUUGGAACAUCUGCAGCCUACAGGAAAAUAUAUGAAGAACCAAUCCUCAGAUCUCGCCAGCCCACCUGCAGUGAGGAGGAGCGUCGCGUCGGGGAGGAGAGAGCGGCCGAACUGGCGCGUCUGACCGGCGUGUUUACGUUGCGACGGACGCAGGAGAUCAUUAACCGUUUCUUGCCCGACCGCCUGGAGUGGACGGUUUUCUGUCGUCCCACCGAGCUGCAGCUGCGCCUGUACGGCGCUCUGCUGACCACGCGGCAGGUCAAAGCCUGCGUCUCCGCCUCUUACGCCCACGCGCUCUCCCACAGCCCGCAUCUGGCCUGCAUCAACGCUCUGAAGAAGAUCUGUAACCACCCAGGACUGCUCUACAACUCCAUCCAGGAGAAGAAUGAUGACUUGUUUGAGGGAUUGACAGCAGAGUUGUUUCCUGAUGCGUACUCCACUGGUGGGUUUAGCACAGCUGACUCAGGGAAACUGCUGGUUCUCACAGACCUACUGUCUGCAAUAAAACAUGUGAACAGAACAGACAGGGUUGUGUUGGUGUCUAACUACACCCAGACUCUGGACCUACUGCAGGAUCUCUGCACUCACCUGGAAUACACCUGGUGCCGUCUUGACGGACAGACCCCGGUCGCCCAGCGACAGCGAAUCGUCGAUUCCUUCAACAGUCCACACGCCAACCACUUCCUGUUUCUACUCAGCUCCAAGGCUGGAGGGGUGGGGCUUAACUUAGUGGGCGCCUCCCACCUCGUCCUUUAUGACAUAGACUGGAACCCAGCCAAUGACAUUCAGGCGAUGGCGCGCGUGUGGAGGGACGGGCAGAAAAAAAACGUGCACAUCUACAGAUUUCUCACCACAGGUACCAUAGAGGAGAAGAUCUAUCAGAGGCAGGUGAGUAAACAGGGGCUUUCUGGGACAGUGGUGGACUUGGCCAAGAAAGCCGAACAUAUCAGCUUCUCCUCAGAGGAACUGCGUGACCUUUUCACCUUAGAUACCAAAUCAGACUGUCUGACACAUGACCUGCUAGACUGUCCCUGCAACGGGGACGGAAACACACCAGGCGUGACUGAAGAAGUGUCUGCAGAUUCAGAGAGGGCGUGUCAGUUGGGUCGCCGCGGCGACGGUGCCAGUGUUCCACAGCGUGUGAGCAUGUCCGAGCUCAUGCACUGGAAACAUUUUUCUGGGAACGUCCAAUCGUACGCUGACAUUUACCUGGACCAUGCCCGAAACCACAUCACGUUUGCCUUCCAGAGUACCACCACAAAAAGCCAGAGCACAGUUUAA